Molecule: messenger RNA, 2573 nt
Organism: Juglans microcarpa x Juglans regia
Lineage: Eukaryota; Viridiplantae; Streptophyta; Magnoliopsida; Fagales; Juglandaceae
Product: KH domain-containing protein At4g18375-like
Exons: 9
Coding region: 193-2064 (623 amino acids)
Biological process (GO): regulation of gene expression
Cellular component (GO): cytoplasm; nucleus
Molecular function (GO): mRNA binding
Source: RefSeq, a predicted model, not a curated record
UUACAUCUUCUUCCUCGAAAACUCUCUCUUGUUAUUGCCUUUUCUGUAAUAUUUUCUUGCUUCUUUCCCCCCUUCCUGUAAGCAAAUAUUCCACCUAAUAAACCCUUUGCGUUAACCCUAAUAUCUCUAUCUUUUUCGGAGUCGGUCUAAAGUUUGCAGCUUUCCAAGUUCUGGAGCCAAUUAACAUAUAAGAUGGGUGAGACUGGGAAGAGAUCUCAAUCCCAGAGGGACCACGGUGGGGACAAUAAGAAUCAGAAGCGACGGGUGAAUGACAAAGAUGACAGAGGUACUGACAAGCUGGUUGUUUAUAGAAUACUAUGUCCAGAUGGGGUUAUUGGAAGUGUCAUUGGUAAGAGUGGGAAAGUAAUAAAUUCAAUAAGGCAAGAGACACGGGCAAAAGUCAAGGUUGUUGAUCCAUAUCCAGGUGCUAAAGACCGUGUUAUCACAAUCUACAGUUAUGUUAAGGAGAAGGAAGAGGUGGUUGAUGAUGACUUUAGUGACAGGGAACCUUUAUGUGCUGCACAGGAUGCUCUUCUCAAAGUUCAUGCUGCCAUUGCAAAUGCCGUGGCUACUGUGGGAGAUUCUGACAAUAAGCGAAAGGAUGAGGAGGGAUGUCAAAUUCUUGUUCCAUCUAGCCAAUCUGCAAAUAUCAUUGGUAAGGCUGGAGCCACAAUAAAGAAACUGAGAAGCAAGACAAGGACAAACAUUAAAGUCAUGGCCAAGGAUGCCACUGAUCCAACUAACUCAUGUGCAAUGGACUUUGACAAUUUUGUCCUGAUUAAUGGUGAGUCAGAGGCUGUGAAGAAAGCUCUGUUUGCAGUUUCUGCAAUUAUGUACAAGUUCACUCCUAGAGAAGAGAUUCCUCUUGAGACUUCAGUACCGGAAGCUCCUCAAAGCAUUAUCAUCCCAUCCGAUGUCCCUAUUUAUCCACCAGGUGGACUAUAUCCAAGUGCGGAUCCUAUUGUCACUCCUAGAUCUGUUCCUUCAAUUGUAGGUGCUACAGAUGUGCAGGAUCUCCAGCGUUAUGCAGAUACAGGGAAUACAUGGCCUCUUUAUUCAUCUGCCCUUCCUGUGGCGUCUGGAUUCACCAGUGCCUCACAAUCGGAGGAGUUAAUUAUAAGAGUAUUGUGUCCUUUUGACAAGAUUGGGCGUGUGAUUGGCAAAGGAGGGGGUACCAUUAAAAGCAUAAGACAGGCUUGUGGUGCUCGUAUCGAGGUUGACGAUACCAAGUAUGAUUGUGAUGAGUGUGUCAUCACGAUUACUUCAUCAGAGUCACCUGAUGAUCUGAAAUCCAUGGCGGUUGAAGCUGUUUUAUUGCUGCAAGGGAAGAUCAAUGAUGAAGAUGAUAAUACUGUUACUGUUAGACUACUUCUUCCAUCUAGGGUCAUUGGAUGCAUCACUGGAAAAAGUGGCUCAAUUAUAAAUGAGAUCCGUAAGAGAACUAAAGCUGAUGUCCGUAUCUCAAAAAGUGACAAGCCUAAUUGUGCUGCUGUAAAUGAUGAACUUGUUGAGGUGCUUGGAGAAGUUGGCAUUGUUAGAGAUGCACUUAUCCAGAUUGUUUUAAGGCUCCGUGAUGAUGUCCUGAAAGAUGGAGAUGGUGGUCAUAACCCUGCUUUCGGUGCAGAUUCUCUAUUCUCUGCUGGCUCUAGUCUUUCAGUUUCAUCUGUCUUGCCUUCUGUUGCCACAGUUGCCCCUUUUGGACAUGAUUGGAGGGUUGAGAGUGGAAGUGGCUUGGGCAUGCUUUCUUCAAGCAGCCUCUAUGGAUAUGGUUCUUUGUCGAUGGGCGACAAUGGCUACGGAUCCAUGCCCACAUAUUCAUCCAAGCUAUAUGGAGGGUUGCCUCCCACUUCCACACUUGAGAUUUUGGUCCCUGCUAACGCAGUGGGUAAGGUAAUGGGUAAAGGAGGGGCCAAUAUUGGCAACAUGCGGAAGAUAUCUGGUGCAAUGAUAGAGAUUUCUGAUUCCAAAACUUCCAGGGGUGAUCGUAUAGCCCAUAUAACAGGCACACCUGAACAGAAGCGUGCAGCUGAAAACUUGGUUCAGGCAUUUAUAAUGGCCACCUGAGUUUUGAAGAUGCUUCUAGAUAGAAGGAAUCUUUCAAGAAGGGCAAAAGGUGCCAACUCUAGUACACAUGAAGUAUUUGAGAGAGACACCUAUUGGAGCAUUCUGAAGGAAAAAGGUAUUCUUAAAUUAUGUUUUGAGCUCCUCCAGCGCCGAUCCAUGGUCCUCAAAGAUUCUAGCAUUCCUUUCCUUCCAAAUAACACCAAAUGAGGCAAGUAGGACCUUUUUUCACAUUGCUGUGAUUUCCAGGCUGCCACCGUACCCUUUCCAGGAAUAAAAGAGACCCACAAUUCUUCUGGGUUUGGCCCAAGCCAUUCCAAUCCAAUUGAAGAAGUUCCUCCAUAGAGCACUUGUAUUCUCACAAUGACAAAGAUGAUCAACGGACUCUCCACUCUUACAUAUGUAGCAUCAAUCAAUCACAGCGGUGUGUCCUUUCCAUAGAUUAUCUGUGGUGAGAAUCUUCCCUAGAGACGUUGUACUAGUAAAGAACGGUUUUCAAGGGGGCCUUUGUC